Pipistrellus nathusii (Nathusius's pipistrelle) is the source of this 1227-nucleotide messenger RNA. NCBI's taxonomy places the organism in Eukaryota, Metazoa, Chordata, Mammalia, Chiroptera, Vespertilionidae. The record is from the annotation of a GenBank genome assembly.
AUGAAGAUGCCCUUGCAAAGGGCUCUGGUGGUCCUGGCCCUGCUGAACUUUGCCACGGUCAGCCUUUCUCUGUCCACUUGCACCACCUUGGACUUCAGCCAAAUCAAGAAGAAGCGCGUGGAAGCCAUUAGGGGACAGAUCUUGAGCAAGCUCAGGCUCACGAGUCCCCCUGAGCCAUCGGUGAUGACCCACGUCCCCUACCAGAUCCUGGCCCUGUACAACAGCACCAGGGAUCUGCUGGAGGAGAGGGAGGACGGCUGCACUCAGGAAAACACCGAGUGGGAGUACUAUGCCAAAGAAAUCCAUAAAUUCGACAUGAUCCAGGGGCUGGCGGAACACAAUGAGUUGGCUGUCUGCCCCAAAGGAAUCACCUCCAAGGUUUUCCGCUUCAAUGUGUCUUCAGUGGAGAAAAAUGGAACCAACCUGUUCCGAGCAGAAUUCCGGGUGUUGAGGGUGCCCAACCCCAGCUCCAAGCGCAACGAGCAGAGGAUCGAGCUCUUCCAGAUACUCCGUCCAGAUGAGCACAUCGCCAAGCAACGCUACAUCGGCGGCAAGAACCUGCCCACCCGGGGCACUGCCGAGUGGCUGUCUUUUGACGUCACUGACACCGUGCGUGAAUGGCUCUCUCGAAGAGAGUCCAACUUAGGUCUGGAAAUCAGCAUUCACUGCCCGUGUCACACCUUUCAGCCCAAUGGAGACAUCCUGGAAAACAUCCAUGAGGUGAUGGAAAUCAAGUUCAAAGGCGUGGACAGUGAGGACGAUCACGGCCGGGGAGACCUGGGACGCCUCAGGAAGCAGAAGGACCACCACAACCCACAUCUAAUCCUCAUGAUGAUCCCCCCACACCGGCUGGACAACCCUGGCCAGGGCAGCCAGAGGAAGAAGCGGGCCCUGGACACCAAUUACUGCUUUAGCAAUGUGGAAGAGAACUGCUGUGUGCGCCCCCUCUACAUCGACUUCCGCCAGGAUCUGGGCUGGAAAUGGAUCCACGAACCUAAGGGCUACUACGCCAACUUCUGCUCAGGCCCUUGCCCGUACCUCCACAGCGCAGACACAACCCACAGCAAGGUGCUGAGCAUGUACAACACCUUGAACCCCGAAGCCUCCGCAUCCCCUUGCUGUGUGCCCCAGGACUUGGAGCCCCUGACCAUCCUGUACUAUGUCGGGAGGAACCCCAAGGUGGAGAAUCUGUCUAACAUGGUGGUGAAGUCCUGUAAGUGCAGCUGA